Cornus florida is the source of this 2003-nucleotide messenger RNA. RefSeq names its product WD-40 repeat-containing protein MSI4-like. Gene Ontology annotation, cellular component: nucleus. NCBI's taxonomy places the organism in Eukaryota, Viridiplantae, Streptophyta, Magnoliopsida, Cornales, Cornaceae. The transcript has 15 exons. The record is from RefSeq and is a predicted model, not a curated record. Gene Ontology annotation, biological process: regulation of gene expression. Gene Ontology annotation, molecular function: histone binding. Bases 191 to 1654 code for a protein of 487 amino acids.
CUUGUCCAGAUUCUGAUUGACGCGGGUAGGGCAACUUCAAUAAAGGAGCGUGAAACACACGCUCAUUUUCUCCAUCAAAGCUUGGACACAAUGGAGUGGUAUAAACGUAGUCACGCUGGUGACAACAGGUAGGUCCAAUACCUUUGUUGGUGAGGAGGGUUUAACAGGAUAGAGUGAGUCUACAAUCUCCAUGGAAGAAGCAUCACCACCAUCGCUUCCGAGAAAGAGAGGGAGGCCAAAAACCAAGAACAAAGAAGAAGAUGUGAAGAUGAAAGACAAAAAGGGCCAACAACAGCCUCCUCCUCUUCCUCCUCCGGUCGAUGAGAAGUACAAUCAGUGGAAGUCUCUCGUCCCCAUUCUUUAUGACUGGCUCGCUAAUCACAACCUCCUCUGGCCCUCUCUCUCUUGCCGGUGGGGUCCAAUGAUUGAGCAAGGGCCUCAAAAGAAUCGACAACGUCUCUACCUUUCUGAACAGACUGAUGGUAGUGUUCCUAAUACUCUGGUCAUUGCAAAUUGCGAAGUAGUCAAAUCUAGGGUUGCAUCCGCGGAGCACAUAUCACAGUUUAAUGAAGAAACACGCUCGCCAUUUGUGAGGAAGCACAAAACUAUCAUACAUCCUGGAGAGGUGAACAGAAUAAGGGAACUCCCACAAAACAAUAAGAUAGUGGCAACCCACACUGACUGCCCCGAAGUUCUGAUUUGGGAUAUCGAAGCUCAACCAAAUCGUCAUGCUGUCCUGGGAGCGGGUGAUUCUCGUCCAGAUUUGGUAUUGACAGGACAUCAGGAUAAUGCAGAAUUUGCUCUUGCAAUGUGUCCAACUGAACCCUUUGUCCUCUCUGGAGGCAAGGACAAAUCCGUGGUUUUGUGGAGUAUUCAUGAUCAUAUAUCAACACUGACCACAGAUGCAUCUACCAAGCCUGUAGAAUCUGCUGGAUCGAUCAUUAAAGCUGCUGAUAACUCAUCUAUUGGACCACGUGGGAUCUUCCAAGGGCAUGAGGAUACUGUUGAAGAUGUGCAGUUUUGUCCGUCAAGUGCACAGGAAUUCUGUAGUGUAGGUGAUGAUUCCUGCCUAAUAUUAUGGGAUGCACGAACUGGCUCUAGCCCAGUUGUCAAGGUUGAAAAAGCACAUAAUGCCGACCUUCACUGCAUUGAUUGGAAUCCUCAUGAUGUAAACUAUAUUCUAACUGGGUCCGCGGAUCAUUCUGUUUGCAUGUUUGAUCGUCGAAAUCUAACUUCUAGUGGAGUAGGGUCACCCAUCCAUAAAUUUGAAGGUCAUAAAGCUGCUGUACUUUGUGUGCAGUGGUCUCCAGACAAGUCAUCGGUCUUUGGAAGUUCUGCGGAAGAUGGUAUUUUAAACAUUUGGGAUUACGAGAAGGUUGGUAUAAAGAGAGAACGUGGAACAAGAACUCCAAAUUCCCCACCUGGGUUGUUUUUCCAACAUGCUGGGCACAGGGAUAAAGUAGUUGACUUUCACUGGAACGCAGCUGAUCCAUGGACUGUUGUUAGUGUAUCUGAUGACUGUGAUACCAGUGGUGGGGGUGGUACAUUACAGAUAUGGCGCAUGAGCGAUUUGAUCUACAGGCCAGAAGAGGAGGUUUUGGCUGAGCUAGAGAAGUUCAAAGCACAUGUAGUUUCUUGUAGUCCGAAGACGUGAAAGCAUAGAAUGCAAACAAUAUUCGCAGAAUCUUUGAAAGUAGAGAAUGUUACAACACUCGGUUUUUGCUCUAUAGCAUCUUUUAGCCCUUUGUUAGCUAUUUUGGGAUGUUCAGCACAGCCGUUAAGUUAGUAUUUACUUUCUUUUGGUUGUCAUAUUGUUUAGUGGAAAAUGAUAUUUACAAGUCUCGGGUGGUGGUUACCGACUGAUGUGUCUCAUUCAUUGAGUUAGACACACGCUAAGAGGAGAGUGAGUCUAUCCUAACUUAUUUUGGCAGUCCUUGUUUGGACGCUAUAUAAUGGAGGCCUGUAGUACUUACUACUCUUAUCUAAAUACUUUCUUUAUUUGA